Fusarium oxysporum Fo47 is the source of this 921-nucleotide messenger RNA. Its product is annotated as pyroglutamyl-peptidase I. Gene Ontology annotation, biological process: proteolysis. Gene Ontology annotation, molecular function: pyroglutamyl-peptidase activity. Bases 1 to 921 code for a protein of 306 amino acids. Lineage: Eukaryota; Fungi; Ascomycota; Sordariomycetes; Hypocreales; Nectriaceae. The record is from RefSeq and is a predicted model, not a curated record. The transcript is spliced from 5 exons. Gene Ontology annotation, cellular component: cytosol.
AUGGGUUCGCAGAUUGGAGACCCCGAUGAGAUUACUGUGCUUGUCACAGGUUUUGGUCCGUUCAGGGAACAGUAUCCCAUUAACCCCUCAUGGGAAAUCGCCAACAGCUUGCCUUCAUAUCUUCCUCCGCUACGAGCCAAGGACCCUAACUCGAGGCAUGCGGCUGUUGUUCUGCCAAAGGUACGCAUAGUGGUGCACCCUGAGGCUAUCCGUGUCAAUUACCGGGUUGUGAGAGGCCUUGUGCCAUCGUUCCAUGACACGCCACAGAAGUUUGACAUUGUCAUUCACAUUGGAAUGGCUGGUCCUCGACCAUUCUACUCCAUCGAGAGGAGAGGUCACCGUGAUGGGUACAAGCAUCCGGAUGUCGAUGGUGAAUACAUAGAUGGAGAAGAAGAGAGAGAAAGGAAUGACUGGCCGUGGCGAGGCCUUCCAGAGGAGAUUGAGACGGAGCUGAAUCUCAAUGAAAUACUCCCUCUGUGGCAGGGGCACAGUUCGAAAGCACAGGAGGCGGAUCUGCGCAUAUCAGAAGAUGCAGGUCACUUUAUGUGCGACUUUAUCUACUACUCAAGUCUCUCUGAGCUGUGGAAACUGCAGAGACCCAGAAAGGCGUUGUUUCUUCAUGUCCCAGCCGAUGCUUCGCCUACGAGUAUUGCCAAGGGGAGGGAACUGACAUUGAACCUCAUUCGAUCAGUUGUUGAGAGUGAAAUGAUUGACAAGAACAAGCUUCUGUCAGAAUACUCACCCCCAAAAAUGUGUAAAAAGGCUACCUGCGGAACCUGCAAGAAGACCUCCUGGUGGGGUUGUGGCAGCCAUAUUCAGUCCGUUAUCGACAACGUCCCUGAGGCUGAGCGUUGCGAGUGCGAGCCCAAGGUUGACGUUGGCGGUGCUUCAUACCCGCCUAUGGCUGCGUCUCCCAACUGA